ACUGGUGAGAAUAGAGCAUCUUGGUCAAUAGCCGCUUUCCCAUCGGAAGUUCCGGCUGGUUUCCUCUCUAUGGCUCUGGAGGAGCGGAUGUUGAUGGCGGCGGCAUGGAGGGAGACGGAGGCGGCAGUACGGGGUCGGUUCCUUCUGCCGCGGGGGGACUCUGGCAACAGAUCCUAAGCCUCCGCCUGGUGCCUCGCUCGGGUAACAUCACUGGAGCCGCCUGCCCCACCGCCCUCUGCCAGUUCCCAGAAAUGUGGUAUGGCGUCUUCCUGUGGGCACUGGUGUCGUCUCUCUUUUUCCACAUCCCCGCAGGGCUCCUGGCGCUCUUCACCCUCCGGCGGCACAGAUACGGCAGGUUCAUGUCGGUGAGCAUCCUGCUGAUGGGCAUUGUGGGGCCGAUCGCUGCCGGGACGUUAACAAGUGCUGCAAUUGCUGGUGUUUACAGAGCUGCUGGAAAAGAGAUGAUCCCCUUUGAAGCCCUGACUUUAGGAGUUGGACAGACCUUCUGUGUGGUGAUAAUUUCUUACUUACGGAUAUUAGCCACCCUUUAGCAUCAUGUUGGGGAUCAGAAGCCAAUGCGAACAGAACAGCAUGCAGGAAAUGGGGUGAAGAGUACAAGGGACACAAUCCAUGAGGGAGUCCUGUGUAAGCCCCACUGAAAAGGGCAGGCGCUGUAGAAGAGCUCUCCCAUGCUCUUGCAUAGCUUCCGUUCAUUUCACUGAGGCUUGCUCAGGAGAAUUUCUAGUGGAGCAAUGCAAUUUUUCUCCAGUAAUUGUUUCUAGCGGUCUGGAGUGGCCCCCUCUCAUCCUUGACCCAGCAGCUGAAAAUCCUGAGGAAAGCCAUUGUUCCACAAAGGCAUCUUAUGGACUCCAAAUGACAUUCUAGCACAAACCUGGUUGCUUUCUAACUGCAAGUGAGGCACUGUUGCAAAGUAUCUGGAUCAAUUCUCUUUUGGUCAAACAAUACAAGAAGAGUGUGUGCGUGUGGGAGGUGGAAGGAAGGCCAAAUCAGAGAUGGGGACCCUUGUGACAGUCCAGAUGUUGUUGGGCUCCAACUUACAUCAGCCCCAGCCCACAUGACCAAGGGCCGGGGUGGUGGGAGUUGCGGCCCUCCAGAGGUUGUUGGACUACAGGUUCCCUGGCCCUGGCCUAAAUGUUUCUGGAGCACUGCCUUGUAUCCUGGAAACGUUCACAUCCGCCUCUGCUAUUGAACAAGCUUUCAGCCAAUACUGGGUUUAUAUUUUGUAAAUGUUUUUGUAACCUUAAGUGCCAAGCUUUUUUUAGAGUAAUUUUUUAAAACUCAGUAAACAAAUGUGAUGACGCCGCUGUCUUACAGUAACCGAAACAUCCUAGGCAGUUUCCAUCCUAGGAUGGUUCCAUUGGAGGAACCUCACUACCAAAUCUGAUUCCUGCCAGGGAGAUGCACUUUAAACCAUUUCAUAGAAAAGAAUGUGAAUUGGAAGCUGUAGAAGAGAUGUCAGAUGGCUCUUCCUGCAAGAAACGUUUUGGGUUCCAGUCAGUGCUGUGUUUAGACUGCAGUAAAGGCUGAGACAAAAGGAAAAAUUCUUUAUUGCUACCUCAGAUACAUAGGAUGGAUUUGAAGUGCAGUUCUACAGGAAUAUGCAGGUUGUCAACAUGUCCCUUCUUUGUGAAACAAACAGUAGUUGGAUGAAAUCCAGUAAUUGCUAUGAUAAUUAGUUCUGAAUGCUGGGAUGGUCCCUUAUUAAUAAAAUCCUGUUUUAUUAGGCUGUGCAGAUUCCAUGUGAAAUAUUUCUUAACGCUUGUUUUACAUGAAGAGUAUUGUGAUCAUCUGUUGUCUUAAAUCUUGUUUUUGUUUUUUAAUAUUGGCCUGAAUUUUUAGAAGUAUGCAUAUAGGAGCAUGUAUUGUUUUGCAGGUGGAGCUUCCUGCUGGGGGCUUGGAUCUUUUUUCGGACCCUACAAGUGCCUGGGCAAUUUUGCCCCUUCACCAGUCUUAUUACACUUGCCAGUCCUUUAUUCCUCCUCAGGUGCCAUCCUAUGCAGAGUCCUGACCUGUUAUCUGGAAAUUCAGAAGUGCUUCCUCGAGAUAAUUGGGGGAAAGGUUCCAGAAGUUUACUGGUCGUUGGAGAGGAGUGGGAGAUGUGGUACAGGCUUCUCAUGGGACUCUACAUCCUUACAAUACAAACAGGGAAUUGCUUGUUUAAAAAAUGCCUCUCCUGUCAAAAUCUACAGACAAUUUCACUCUUACAGAAAGGCUGUCGUGGUAUGCUUUGAAACACCCCCCCCAUGCUUUCUGAGGGGAAGCUUCCCUGAUUGUUUAAAAUGGCUCUAAAUGUGGUGAUCAGUUAGGCUUUUUAAAAUAGAUAAUCCUGCCAAUAACAACUUGGAUUAUAUAUUUUUGAACAGGCCCUGCUCUCUGGUUCCCCUCUCCAGCGACCAUUAUAGAGUUCGGGUCAAGUGAUUGGCUUUGCCACCAUCUCCAAGCAGUAAAAGCUCUUAAUGUUGUCAGUUGCAUAGAUUUAAAUCUGAGUUGCUGACAAAAGAGCAGCUAGUUGGGGAAAGGCUGUCUGUCUUUUUGUAUGUAACCAUUAGGAUUAAUUGGUCUGAUUCUCUGAUCUCAUCAUGAUAUUUCCAACCACUUGGUUGUGGCUUUCCAUGCCUUAAGAACAGUUGAGCACUUUGUAGCUGUAAUUUGCCACUUUCACAUUUCCUGGAUCUGAAAAAAGGCAAGGUAUGCUAAUUCUCUCUCUCUAACAUCUAUUCGAGUUUGUAACUUCUUGUUGAACCAGCAGCUGGUGGUGGGGGGCUUCCCUUUUCUGUUCCUCUGAUGUACCCCACCUUCAGAUUUGUUCCUUUGGCCCUAACCGUUUGGAUCACAACUUUAGCGCGCAGAGAAAGCAUUCCACAUCAGCUAUGCCAGGGCAACCUGUGGCCCUCCAGAUGUUGGACUCCAACCCCCAUUUGGAGCAUAGCUAACCGUCAGGGAUGGGGGGGGUGUAGUCCAGCAAUAUCUGGAGGUCCCCAGGUUCCCUGUCUCUGAACUCAUAAUUGGGCCAACUAGCUUGUUAAUAAGAACGAUAUCCAAUAACUCCAUAAUCAUCAGGAAACAAGGGAGGGGGGGCUCAGGGAAACUGCAGAGCUUCCUGGAUUCCCAUUUUUUUACCAAUCCAAAUGAAAUAUCAGAAUGGAAUACCUCAUUACUAAAUGUUAAACCUGUUGAAUGACAGCAGAGCCUAAACGGGGAUAGAUAGGUGAAUGCAUCAAUGCCGUUUACUGUUUUUAUGAACUCUGCCACAGGGUAAGGUGCUUUGAAGGAACACCUUCUCUUCCAUGAGCUCUUUUCAAGAACUGCAACCAUGAGCCCAAUUUCAUGGCGAGUAUCCAACUUUGCUAUAUCAAGGCUCUUUCUGAGUCAUUGUUUUUCACUAACUGCCGUGGCAAAUGUGAACAAAUCUUUGUAAGGCAGGGAGCACACGACUGCUCAUAUCAUUUAUUUUUCUACUCACACUUUUGAUUUUUGCAUUUGGUAUUUUAGCUAAUAAAAUCCCUCCUGAUCUUUGUGUACAA
This is a messenger RNA of Rhineura floridana, 3545 nucleotides long. RefSeq names its product transmembrane protein 170A (gene TMEM170A). The coding region runs from base 105 to 551 and encodes 148 amino acids. Gene Ontology annotation, cellular component: endoplasmic reticulum membrane. Lineage: Eukaryota; Metazoa; Chordata; Lepidosauria; Squamata; Rhineuridae. Gene Ontology annotation, biological process: endoplasmic reticulum tubular network organization. The transcript has 3 exons. The record is from RefSeq and is a predicted model, not a curated record.